UGCACGUAAGGACAGAGCCAGUAAUAUUCAAGUUUAUCCUAUCACACCUUAGUUUCUGAGGAAUAGGUUUGCUAGUUUCUGAGGAAUGUUUAAGAGCUUAGAUGAAGAGACUGAUGAGAUGAAUGCUUUUAAGCGUCACAAAUUGGAACCAUGUUUCCUAAAUGUUUGGGUUUCUGCGGUUGGAAGCACACAAGUUCAUCUCAGAAACAGUAUCCAACGGUAAUACAAGAGUUGUGCCAUCAAUUUUCUCUCACUGAUAUUAAGAAAUCCACAAACAACUUUGCCAGUACCAGACUAAUUGGAUAUUCAAGCUUUGGUAAAGUAUACAAAGGUCGCCUCCAACUCCUGGAUGGUACUGAAUAUUCAGUUGCAAUAACGCGAUUGUUUGCAGAAGAAGGCAAUGAAGGACGCGACUGGUUUAAGAAAGAAGUAGAGUUGCUCUGUCAGCUUCGUCACCCUAAUUGUGUGUCUCUUAUAGGAUUCUGCAACCACAAGAAAGAGAAGAUUCUUGUGCAUGAGUACACGUCCAAUGGAUCUCUAAAUCAACACAUACUAAGAGGUGGGAAAACAGAAGCACUGUCAUGGAGGAAAAGGAUAGAGAUAUGCAUAGGAGUAGCUCGUGGACUACACUACCUUCACGCUGGACUCAAGCGCAACAUUAUUCACCGUGACGUUUGUCUCAGAAACAUUCUUCUGGACGGCCACAUGGAACCAAAACUUGCAGGUUUCUGCCGUAGCAUUCAGGGAGCACACUUUAUGUCAAAGCCAAAAGCAAUUCCAAUAGAUGAAUUUACUUGGGGUAGUUAUGGCUACCAUCCUAUACACGACUUCAGAGACACUACCGUCACAGAUAAAUGUGAUGUUUUCACAUUUGGUUUGCUUCUUCUAGAAGUAGUGUGUGGAAGAAGGCAUUCUGAUAUGAGAAGAGUGGAUGGAUUUCUGGAGAAGCCUGUUGAGGAGAAUAUUAAUUUGAAUAUCAAAGGAAAGAUUGUGCCAGAUUGUUGGAAAGUCUUUAUAGAUAUCAUCCAAAGAUGUGUGAAUUAUGAAGCAGAUGAGCGACCAACUAUGGGUGAGAUUGAGGUGCAACUUGAGUAUGCUCUGUCGUUGCAGGAACAAGCAGAUAUCACAAACAUCGAUGGUGAUUACAUCUUAUUGUCUAAAACCAUUAUUAACCCAAGAUGAGCAUGGUUUGUCAUUGCGCCAAGAUGACAGUCACUUAGAAGAGUUGUUUCAUAGGUAGUUUUGGGAGCUCAAAUAAAGGCUUUUAGCCUUUUGAGACAAACACAGAAGUUGCAGUAUACUUUGUGCAAUAGUUAAGUUCAAUUAAGAUAUUUCUAGCUUGUGUAGCAAUCCUAGUUAUAAGCAUUUUGAUGAAUGUGAUUGUAUCUGAACUAUAUAAAUCUGAAGGUAGUGAAGAAAUUCUUGCUUUAGCCUGUAUUAUUUUUACUUCUCGUA
Molecule: messenger RNA, 1455 nt
Organism: Vigna radiata var. radiata (mung bean)
Lineage: Eukaryota; Viridiplantae; Streptophyta; Magnoliopsida; Fabales; Fabaceae
Product: receptor-like protein kinase ANXUR2
Exons: 2
Coding region: 151-1182 (343 amino acids)
Biological process (GO): protein autophosphorylation
Cellular component (GO): plasmodesma; plasma membrane
Molecular function (GO): transmembrane receptor protein tyrosine kinase activity; ATP binding
Source: RefSeq, a predicted model, not a curated record